AUGGGAAAAAGUGUUGCAAUUAUUGACAUCGACGUUGAGCCGUACAGCCCCAAGCCGGUUUUGGGCGCAGCUUUGGCCGUAGUAAAAGGGCGCUCCGCCCCAAUGGACCUGGUACGAGUUGAAACCACAAACAAGAUUAUGUAUUCCUUCCUGUCAGUUGGAUGGGGUCUUCUCGCGGAUAUCGACAUCGAAAGCGAGAGAUUAAGGGCCAUCGGAGCCCAAAGAUUUACCAUUUGGAGUCUUCUAAGAUUGGCCACUCUCAGGACGUACAAAGGAACAGUUUCGUAUUUGCCUGUCUCCAAAGAACUUUUGGAGAAGAGAGGACUGAUGAACGAAUCAGACAGUGAAAGCAAGAGAUACAUUAACUCAAACAGGACCAAUAAUUUAACGCACAGCAUAUCUCAGAAUUUAAAAAUUGAUGAUUCUGAUGAUAAUUUGCAAUCGCAUAAUGAUUGGUCAUUUUUGGAUUUGAAUUCAUCUGCAGGUGCCUGUGCAGCAUGUGGUGGUUCUUCAGCAGGCACGUGCGAUUUAUGUGAUUCAGGAUUUGGAGAUGCAAUUAGUCUAGAAACUGAAUCGCCGCCUCCAAAGGGCAGUGUUCAGCAGCAGCAAAGGAGCAGCGAAACUGGCAGCUACAUGGAAGGCAGGCAGAGGCUGGAUUCGUGGUAUUCCACUACCAGCAGGAGGAGUACUUACUACUCGGCAGCGGGGGUUUCUUCUUACCACAGUGUGGAUGGUGAUACUCUUUGUGGUGACAAUAGCACCAUAGGCGGAAGUGAAGGAUCUGUCAUGAUGCACGGACCUGCAUCCAGGAUACCAGCACUUACAGCAAAAGUACCAGACGAGUGGGUUACCUUGAAAGGAGAAUUUGUAAUGGUCCAUGCUAACUACCAAACAUUCAUCGGUGCUGAUUGCUGUACCCCCAAGUCCACCCUGGACGACGGCAUAAUUUGGCUAAUAAUCAUCAAAGGUGGAGUCUCACGCCAAAGACUCCUGGCAUUCCUUCUAGGUUUGAGUUCAGGAACCCACGUCGAUGGGAAGAACUUCACAAACCUGAACGAAUCAGGAAAUGCCCAGGAUCCUUACGUCAGCAUGACGGCUGUGUCGGCUUUCAGAAUCACCCCUGACGAUGUGUCCAGGGGACAUGUUACCGUAGACGGUGAGAGUGUGCCUUGUGGUCCUGUUCAAGGUGAAGUGUUUCCAGGUUUGGUGAGGAUUGUUGUUCCUUGA
Ctenocephalides felis (cat flea) is the source of this 1227-nucleotide messenger RNA. RefSeq names its product sphingosine kinase 2-like. Gene Ontology annotation, biological process: sphingosine biosynthetic process. The record is from RefSeq and is a predicted model, not a curated record. NCBI's taxonomy places the organism in Eukaryota, Metazoa, Arthropoda, Insecta, Siphonaptera, Pulicidae. The transcript has 7 exons. The coding region runs from base 1 to 1227 and encodes 408 amino acids. Gene Ontology annotation, cellular component: cytoplasm; membrane; intracellular membrane-bounded organelle.